Molecule: messenger RNA, 681 nt
Organism: Tetrahymena thermophila SB210
Lineage: Eukaryota; Ciliophora; Oligohymenophorea; Hymenostomatida; Tetrahymenidae
Exons: 5
Source: RefSeq, a predicted model, not a curated record
AAAUUAUUGAUAAUUAUAAAAAUAAAUUUGCAAUCAAAAACUUCUAUCAAUUAAUUAAUUAAUAUUAAAUAAAUAAAUAAUCCCUAAAAUAGAUAAAGGACUAGCCAUUAAAAUUUCAAAAAUAUUAAAUUAUAUAAAAUGUCUCGCACAAAGGAUGUAUUUCGUGAUGAAACUAAUAAUAAGCAUAAUCAAAGUUUAGCUAAUGAACAGAAAAAUAAUACAACCAUUUUGGAAACAUCAGGCAUUCUCGAUGCUUAUGAAUAUUUUUUAAGGUAGCUAUGCAAAAAUGGUUUACCCUCAGGUAACGUAUAUGAAUUUGCAGCUUAGUAAAUCUUGAAGUUUGAAAGAAAAAGAAAUAAUGAAAUAAAAAAGAGAGUUGCUCUUAAAAACUCUCUCGAAGCACUAGAAAAUCAAUAAACAAAUUAAUAAGAUUAGACUAAAGAAAAUAAAAUUAGCAAAAGCCCAGAAAAGAAGAAUUAGACAAAAGGGGAUGAAAGCAAAAAAGGAUAGCUGUAAGUCUAAUAACUAGAUACUCCAACUGUUUCCCAAAAUAGACAAAAUUAAAAAUCUGAUGUUGGAUUAAAGUCUCCUAGCGCAGGCCUUUAAUAAUAAGUAGAAAAAAAAGGAUAAGAAAAAGAAACUGCACAAACCUCUAAGAAAGAUUUAAAUAAAAAGAAAUGA